Mus pahari (shrew mouse) is the source of this 2584-nucleotide messenger RNA. It is a transcript of the gene Sde2, whose product is annotated as SDE2 telomere maintenance homolog. NCBI's taxonomy places the organism in Eukaryota, Metazoa, Chordata, Mammalia, Rodentia, Muridae. The transcript has 7 exons. Bases 48 to 1355 code for a protein of 435 amino acids. The record is from RefSeq and is a predicted model, not a curated record. Gene Ontology annotation, cellular component: nucleus.
UGUCGCCUAGUGCCUGUCGCAGGCCAGAGGUUCCGUCACCAGACGAAAUGGCGGAGGCUGCGGUGGUGGCGUGGGUUCGCGGCCCCGGUACCGUGUGGAAGGCGCUGCCGUGUGCCUCGGCUGGGUGCUCCGUGCGCGAUGUGAUCUACCGACACUGCCAGGAACAGGAAAUUCCCGUGGAAUGCUUCUUUGUGAAGUGCAAUGGAGUCCUUGUUGAUGCCGGUGAUGAGCUGCAGCAUGGAGCUGUGUACAGUUUGGAGCCCAGGCUUUGUGGGGGGAAAGGAGGUUUUGGGUCUAUGCUUCGAGCACUUGGUGCACAGAUAGAGAAAACAACCAAUAGAGAAGCCUGCAGGGAUCUCAGUGGGAGGAGAUUACGAGAUGUCAAUCAUGAGAAAGCGAUGGCUGAGUGGGUAAAACAGCAAGCCGAGCGAGAGGCUGAAAAGGAGCAAAGGCGCCUGGAGAGACUGCAGCGGAAGCUUGCCGAGCCUGCACACUGCUUCACCAGUCCCGACUACCAGAGGCAGUGCCAUGAGAUGGCUGAGCGUCUGGAGGACUCAGUUCUCAAAGGUAUGCAGGCUGCCUCCAGCAAGAUGGUAUCAGCAGAAAUCACUGAGACUCGGAAACGGCCUAACAAGUCAAAAACGGACCAGGGAACUGGUGCAAAGAAAAGGAAAUGCUUUUGGUUGGGAAUGGAUGGGCUGGAGGCUGCUGAGGGAUCCAGUACUGGAAGCUCAGAGGACAGCUCAGAGGAUGACAGUGAGGAUGCUCCUGGGACUUCGGAGCAGAGCUGCUGUGCUCGGGAAAAUGGCAGUGAUGCUGUAGAGGUGGCAGCCGACCGACCCAGCAGUCCUCAGAGCUCAGCAUCUGGUACACACUCUGAGUCACCUGAAAAGCUUCAGAACCCCACUGAGCCAGGACAGGGCAUGGAGAACACAGGAACUGAGCCAGGAGACACCUCUGACAAGGACGACGCAAGGAAGACAGUCACAGAAACAGAGGAGAGUCCCCAGCCCACAGAAAAGGACCAAAAGACAGGAAUGUCUGCUGGGGACAGAGCUGCCAUGGCUUUGUCUGCAGAAGACAGGAAAAGUGUCCCUGCUGCUAAUCUGGAGGAAAACAACUCAGGAGACACAGCUCUUGGUCUGGAAGCGGUGGAUCUGUCAGCAUUCAGCUCCGCGGCCGAGUUGGAGUCGCUGGGUUUGGAGAGGCUCAAGUGUGAACUGAUGGCCCUUGGACUGAAGUGUGGGGGGACCCUGCAGGAGCGCGCAGCCAGGCUCUUCGCUGUCAGAGGCCUCGCAAAGGAGCUCAUUGACCCAGCUUUAUUUGCCAAGCCUUCCAAGGGGAAGAAGAAGUGAAUUUCCUUGGCACACUUCCUCCACUGUGACAGACUUGUGGCCAGUGUUCCUUUUGAUACUAAAAGACAGUUUUUUAAUAAUUCGGUUCUAACUAGUCUCUUUUCUAACUAGUCUCUUUUCAGUGGUACCUGGGCUUGAGGUUUUAUAUGUUAUUUUUUUCUUUGUUUUUGUAAGAGACUUUCUCUGUAGCCCAGACUGACCAAGGACUGUGUAGUUCACUUUGGUUUCAAACUUGCGGCGAUCCUCCUGUCUCGGGCAUGAGCUGCUGCACCUGCUUUCCCAGAGAUGUAUACAUUUCUUUGGCUUUAUAUACUGUGUCACUUGAGUAAGAUAUUUUCAAGAAAUGUAUUUGUAUAACCCAAAGCAGUCAGGUUUGUAGACAACAGUUAUUCAUAACAUUCAUUUUAAAAACUUGUUUCUCUUUGGGGGGGGAGAAUAUGAGAGAAUGAGUGUGUGUGUGUGUGUGUGUGUGUGUGUGUGUGUGUGUGUGUGUGUGACUGACCAGGGAUGGAGCCUAGCUGUUUCCAGGCCUCUCACACUGGGGAUUUUUAUUCUAGCUAGGGGCCUAUUUUGUUUGGUUUUCAAAGAAUCAGGUUUUUAGCUUUGUGGAUUUUUCUCAGUUGUUGAUCAGUUGUUGAUCUCAUUGGCGUUUGAAUUUUAUUUCCUCUCCUACAUGCCUCCUUGUGGUUAUCAUUUUUCUUUAGCUCCUAAGUCUUUAAUCACUGGUUAUAGAUAUUAUUAUUAUUAUUAUUAUUAGUGUAUUGCCCAAUUAGCAAAUGUUUAUAUUUUCUGUAAAUGUUUUAUUGAUAGUGACUAUCUGACUAUUCAGGACAGAAGGUACCUGGCAUCCUUUUUGUGACUGACCCAGGAUAGGGUCUGACAUGAUCUGUGCUGCGUGCUGUUGGAAGGAACAUAUCCUCAGUUGGCAGCAGGCAGUGCUCUGGACACCUAUUAUGUGAGGGGUUAGUCGGAUCAUUCAGAUGACCUGCCUUCGCUGGUUUAUUUUCAUAAGGAACUAAGAGCAAACUCAAAUCUCAAUUAUCAUUGUGGCAGUUGCCUCUUUUUGAGAUUAAAAAUAACUUCAUUAGUGUUUGCUAAGUUGUCGGUUGUAUAUUAAUUCAGUGACCUUAUAUAUGUAUGUUUCUGCAUUGCCUUAAUAUGUCUGGCUCUGGGCUGGAGAGAUGGCUCAGUGGUAAAGAGCAUUGCCUGCUCGAAGGUCCUGAGUUCAA